UCCCCGCUGCAUUUUCCCUCCCGGUCUGCCGAUUGCCGACGCCCAGCGAAACCCUAAAUCCAAUCGAAAUGCAGCUUUCCUCCGAUCAAACACCCCAAGCUCUCUAGUCCUCUCCAGUUUUCCGAUUCAGGCUUCACUGGUUGCGGCUUCAAGUUUAUCGUAGUUCGGUUUCCGGCGGUGGAGAGUUGCCUCCAACAGAGAGCUAUGAACAACAAUGGCGAGGCUGCGAAAGCCGGAAAAAGGCGCCGAGGUGGAGAAGGGGAAGAUACUAUUGGUCGUGACAGGUUAAGCGCUCUUCCCGACCGCGCCCUUGUUCACAUCCUCUCAUUCGUCGACUCCAAAGACGCCGUUCAAACCUGUGUACUGUCCCGACGGUGGAGGUGCGUUUGGAAACAAGUCCCCGUCCUGAAUUUCAAUAGAGAUACCUUUGAAGAAUUUUCAGGCUUCGAGACCCACGUUGACAGACUCUUGUCCCUCCGCUAUCCCCGUGAAGUUCACAAGCUUAGCUACAUGGACGGCGAUGGAGGAGCCUCCUGGGAAGAUGAACCGCAGCGUAUGGGUUUGUUUGUUAGGGUCAUGAGAUAUGCUUGCUCACAUAAUGUUCAGCAUUUGGUGAUUGACCUGGGUAGUGAGGGCAACCGCGAUCGGAGUAAGAGGUGCUCUGAUUUGUUUAGCAGCUCGAUCUCGGAAUGCAAAAUCGAAUCACUGGAUUUGGGGCAUGUAACCCUCGACGGUGGGUGUGGAUUGUCUUGUUUUCAAUCAGUGACAAGUUUGAUUCUGGAAUGGUGUCUGCUGUCUUCUGAUCAGGGCGGCGAGAAGGAAGAUCAGCUGGAUCCUUUUUCUAAGCUUCCUUGUCUGAAGCAUUUGGUCCUGAGUAAUUGCCUGGCUGGUGAAACUUAUGGUGGCGGGUGCAAAAGAAGUAUAAAGAUUUCUGGGCUCGAACUGCUUAGUUUGGUUUUGGAUCGUGUGGAGUUUUCCGACAUUGAAAUACAUGCACCAAAGCUCGAAUCCUUUGCUCUUACGGAUGAUGUUGGAACACUUCGUGGACUGUCGAAUUUAAGCCUUCCUUCGCUUAAUCAUGCUGAUGUAUCUGUUUGGGACGAUCACCAUUUUGUCAAGGAUAACAAGGAAGUAGCGAGGCAGCAGUUCGUUUCGUUGUUCCAAGGCUUGCAUAAUGCUAAGUCUUUGAAGCUGUACUGGGAAACCAUUGAGGUCAUGAGUGAACUUACUGUGGGUUUGGCAGACCAACCAUCUCCUUUUACGAGAUUGACGUCCUUGACUCUGGCUGCUGACAGUGUGCCUUACAAACUCCUCAAGUACUUUCUUAAAGGAUCCUCGAGUGCAAGACCAAUGAUUGAGUAUAUGACAACGUGUUGUGUUGCAUUGCAGAAUCCUAUAUUGGUUAGGAAAGGAUUUCAGAAAGCGAUGAACAAUUGCAAAAAAGUUAGAAGAACGGUCUCCGACAGGUUAAGUAAUCUUCCAGAAUCUGUUCUUUAUCACAUCCUUUCGUUUCUGGACACCAAAUCUGUCGUUCAAACCUCUGUACUGUCGCGAGCAUGGCAACGUGCUUGGAAGCAUGUCCCUGCCAUUGACCUCCAUAGCAAUUCCUUCAAAAAGUUUCGGAAAUUCAAAAGCUUUGUGUCCCGGGUUUUGUCCCUCCGCUACGACCUCAAUGUCCAGAAGGUGAGCUACAAAUACUACUAUCAUGAUUCGGAGGUCUCACAUUUUAGUCUGUUUGUGAAGGUCAUCAAGUAUGCUCUAUCCCAUGGUACACGGCAUUUGGUGAUUGACCUCGGGGAAGUUUCGAACGACGAAUACAGUUAUCUGUUCUCUGACUUGUUUGGCUCGGUCACGGAUUCCAAUCUCGCAACUCUGGAAUUAGGGUAUGUCACUGUCGACCGUGGAUUCGGAUCUUCUGGAUUCCGAGCGCUCACCACUUUACAUCUGGAUCGCUGCACACUGGGUUAUGAUCAGGAGGAGGACAUCGAUCAGGAGGAGGACAUCGAUCCUUUUCCUAAUUUUGCCUGCCUGAAGAAUUUGGUCCUGCAUUCUUGCUUUAUCGAGUGUUCCAACAAAUAUAAAAGGAGUUUCAAGAUAUCAGGACCUCAAUUGCUUAGCUUGAAAAUGCUGGAUAAUUCGCUGUACAUCAAGGUUGAAAUAUCUGCACCGAAGCUCGAAUUCUUCUCUUUUUGGAAUGUCCAGGCAAUUGAUGGAUUGCCCAAGUUAAGCGUUCCUUCCCUGGUUCAUGCUGAUAUUAGGUUCUGGUGCUAUGACCUGUCGGCAUGGAACAUCCAAUCGCCGAUGCUAAUUUUGUUCCCCUUGUUACAAGGUUUGAGCAAUGCAACAUCUCUCGUGCUGGAUUCCUCUAGCAUUCAGGCAUUGAUGGACAACAUUGACUUUCUGGAACAACACCCCUCUCCCCUUACGAAAUUGGAGACAUUGAUUUUGGAGGCUGUCACUAAACCCUUCAGACUGGCCAAUUACUUGUUUAAAGGAAGUUCUUGCAAAGUUCCAAACAUCAAGCUUCACCUGCAGUUGAAGUCUGACAAUCCUGAAGAAGUUUCUUGCUUAGCCCAGUGAGUUCAUCAUUCAUGUUGUCUUUCAUGUUCAGGUCAGUUUGGAACACCCAAUUCCCCCUCUCUGUUGUUAUUCCUUCUGACAGAGAAGCUCUGAAUCACUUUGCCGUAAGUUAAGCUGUUAGCUCACUUUGAUUCUGAAGUAGCAAUGGACCCUAUCUAUUGGUUCCUUCGAUAAACCAUUGGGCGCUGUCUUAUGCUUACAGAUUGCAUUUCCUGCUGUUAUCUCUGCCAAUGAGCUUAAGAAACCUGCUGCAUCUUCGUCCUCGAAAGGAUCCAUAGAAAUGUCGAACCCACGUUGUUAUGGUGUUUGCCAAACCGAGUUUGGGUUCUGAUUUUGCAGAGCGCAAGCUUACAGUAACUGAUUUCAAUUUGAUACUGCUGGAGGUUUGAUUCUUUUUGCUCGUGGGAUUCAGUUUAUAGUAAUUGAUGAUCCCUUCGUGGUGGAGCUUCUUGUUCUCCGCGAAGCUAUCAAAUGGUGUCUGGAGCUUGGGUUCUUGGAGGUUUGGUUUGAAGGUGAUGCUCAAGUGGGUGAUUGAUAAGUUCAAUUGUGCUAAUGGCCAUGAUAGUUGUGCGAGUGCCAUCUUUCUAGAGGUCUCGCAUAUGUUGAGGAUGCAUAAUUGGUUGACUGUGUGAUUUGUUGGUCGGUGUAAUAAUAGGGUAGCUUAUUUGGUGGCUCGACAGAUUCUUUAUUUAUACCCGAUUAUGAGUCGCUUUUUGAUUUUUUCGUCUCG
Molecule: messenger RNA, 3310 nt
Organism: Linum tenue
Lineage: Eukaryota; Viridiplantae; Streptophyta; Magnoliopsida; Malpighiales; Linaceae
Source: the annotation of a GenBank genome assembly